This is a messenger RNA of Camponotus floridanus (Florida carpenter ant), 1759 nucleotides long. Its product is annotated as lysocardiolipin acyltransferase 1. Bases 48 to 1073 code for a protein of 341 amino acids. Gene Ontology annotation, cellular component: endomembrane system. The transcript has 5 exons. The record is from RefSeq and is a predicted model, not a curated record. Gene Ontology annotation, molecular function: acyltransferase activity. Lineage: Eukaryota; Metazoa; Arthropoda; Insecta; Hymenoptera; Formicidae.
UCCAAACAUCACACUUUAAUACGAUUUUUUUGCUAUUCUAGAAGAAUAUGAAAAAUCAAUUUGAAUUUCCAUCUUCUUUGUACGGAUCAAAUGAUUUCAAGACUGUAAUGCGCGGUAUUUUACGUGGUGUAUUAUAUUGUUCUUUGUGUUACGGUAGUAUAGCAGCAGGAUUUUUGUUCAUUGCCUGUCCACUUCUACCACUGUUGUUAUUUAGUCCGCCAAGAUUUCGAAAAUGUGCAGAGCUCCUAUUUUCAUGUUGGGAAUUUUAUCCUACUGCUUUGAUGAACGUGCUUGGUGUAAAAAUUUUUGUGUCUGGCGAUCAUAUAUCUCCUGAUGAAUCGGCCGUUCUUGUGAUGAAUCACAGAACAAGGGUAGAUUGGAAUUUCUUAUGGGCGGCAAUGUACCAAGCGUGUAUGCCCAAUGUAGCCUGUCAUAAAUUGAAAUUUAUUUUAAAGGAUCCUCUACGACAUAUUCCUGGUCCUGGAUGGAUGAUGCAAAUAAAUGGUUUCCUUUACAUAACGCGACGUUGGAAAGAAGAUCAAGGGCGAUUAUCACGUACUCUCGAUUACUUGAUCGCGUUAGAUAAUCACUCGCAGUUGCUGAUAUUUCCCGAGGGCACUGAUUUGACAAAGAACAAUAAGGAGAAGUCGGACAAAUAUGCUGUACAGCGUCAUUUACCACAGUAUAUAUACACUCUGCAUCCGAAAACUACGGGCUUCACUUAUUUGGUCCAACAUCUUCAGCGAGCGAAUUAUCUUGAUGCUGUUUAUGACUUAACAAUAGCAUAUCCGGAUCGCAUACCACAAUCUGAAAUCGACUUAAUUAGGGGUAAAUUCCCGGACGAGAUAUACUUUCAUAUAAGACGAAUAUCAUCCGCAGAUAUACCAAUACACGAUAUGACUUUGAGAAAAUGGCUGGAAGAUAGAUGGUCCGUCAAGGAAAGAAUAUUGAAGCAAUUUUAUGAACAAAAAGCAUUUCCCUUUGAAAUUUGGCCGAUAACGGUAAUGAAAACGUUACCAUUACAAGCAGCAUUAGGAUUCUGGAGUAUAUUAACAGCCUCCACAGGUGUCUAGUCGGACGAUCUGAUUGUUCCUGUGGCUCACCCCGACAAGACAUUCAACAUAUUUUGUGAUCCCAUCCACUACUAAGAAGUCACCGAACACAACUGACGUGCUCAAACGGGAAAGCCCUGGGCACCUCUCCUCCUUACAAUAUUUUUGAACUCCUGAAAAUCUUUCUGUUAAAAUUAUAAAUCCUAUUUUAACCUUUCUCCAUAAGACUGAGGUGCUUAUAUAACUCGGCCAUUCAUAGUCCGACCGGAUAAAUUGAACUCUUUACUUAUUGCAAUUUUGAACACAAUGAAGAUAUCUGGCAGCAUGGGCGAAGAUUAAUAUUGCUCAGUGCCAAGACUGAAGAAGAAGCUUUUCUGUUUAUAUACAGUAACUAUAAACCUAACCAUGCAAUCUUCGCGUAGUACAUACAUUUCGGAUAAUACGAUACUUGAAACUUGUGAAACUGAUAACUUGAAAAGUACUGAACGAAAUUGAGCUUUAUAUUACAUCAUUUUGAAAAAUUCUUGACAUCAGUUACAAUAAUACAUAAUAACAAAUAUAAUUUACAUUAAAAAAAAUUAAGUUGACCUUAAUCUGACCUUGACAACGCUAUCCAUGUCGAAUACAUACUGACUGAAUGUGCCUUCUUAAACCUUAUAACUUUUUUUUCUAAAAUGAAUUGUUUAUGAAAUAUUCGACUAUUUCCA